Lodderomyces parapsilosis is the source of this 2757-nucleotide messenger RNA. RefSeq lists its product as uncharacterized. Gene Ontology annotation, molecular function: protein binding. The transcript has a single exon. Bases 1 to 2757 code for a protein of 918 amino acids. Lineage: Eukaryota; Fungi; Ascomycota; Pichiomycetes; Serinales; Debaryomycetaceae. The record is from RefSeq and is a predicted model, not a curated record.
AUGUUUUCAAGAUCACGUAGAGCUCACGAUCAUUCUGCGAAUGAAAAUUUGGAUGAGAUCACCUCAUCGUACGUUGGUUCAAACACCAAUAAUAGUUCUGGAAAACAUCAUUUCAAUGGGUACAACAACAGCAGCCUGUACAGCACCCACCCGAAUAACAACAACCAUAACUACCAUGGUAAUGGCAGUCUGAUCAGAAACAUCCAGGAGAACAAAAAUGGAAAGCCAUAUACCAUGGAUGAGGUAUUUCAAGUUUGGUACGAUAACCAGGACAAGAUUUUGAAUUCUGAAGUCAAGACUAAUGGGAAUGAAAACUAUAAAGUCUCCAAACCCGAGCCCAUUUAUCAUUUGACUUUACAAGAGGAGUAUCGGAAGAACAACCCAAGUGUUAAUGCAAAAGGGCAAAGUGCCUUUACUGAUGUUGGACACGACGGUCUUGGUCCCCAGAAGGUUAAAGGAGGAAGCAUUGAAAGUCAUGACGGGCUGGCAUUAACUGACAGCGAUGAUAUUGUCAAGUCAUUGAAUAAGUUGGGUUUUUCAGAUCUGGCGAAUGAAAAGUCUGACCUGAAUCCGUUGUCAUCAAAUCCAUUGAAUUACGACAGAUCAUCUAGCUUUCAGGGUGCCUUUGGUAGCAAUGGGUUUGUCGGCUCAAAAUUGGCAACAGAUUUCCCGCCUGGACUUGCGCAGCCCAAACUGUUGGUUGCAUCAGAUAUAAUUGAAUGGCUUUAUAUUGACCCUUCGGGAAAUGAACAAGGUCCAUUCAAUGGUGAUAUGAUGCAAGAGUGGUUUACUGGUGGAUAUUUGGAUCUUGAUUUGAGAAUAAGAAGAAAAGAGGAGCAGGAGUUUAGACCGUUGAAAAGUUUAUGUGACGCAGUUCAAAACUAUGUUCAACCAUUUAAAGUUCCAUUACCGGAUUUGACUAAAAAGAAGGAAACUGACUAUGCAUCGAAUAGACCUUCCUUGGGCAACUCAAUUCGUUUGCCUUCUUCGACCUUACCUCAAUCCAUGUUUGCGGCAGACUUUGCCAAUUCGCCUGCAAAUGAAUCUUUUCCCGCAAACCUCAACCUGCCAAUGGGCAAUUUUGGCAACAUAAACACUGGAUUCGCCAAUGGGUCGGGCCUUACAGGAAUCGAUAAUUUGAACCCCCUGGCCACUGCAUCUGCAACACACGACAAUUUUGAACCAAGCUUCAACUUAUCUUCCAUGCCAUCGUUAUUACAACAGCAAAUUCACAAUAAGCAGCAACCAUUGCUCUCAAGAAGCAAUAGCAAUUGGGCGGUUGAUACUGGCUCACCUAUUGUUGGUCAAGUAUCAGGACCAGCCUCGGCAACUGGUUCUAAUACCGGUGCAUUUGUUGGUGGAUUGGGCAGUCACGGUGGAAUUGGCAACACCCAGAUGAGUCAACCAGCCCCAGUUUCUCCAUGGGUAUCGAGCACCGCUCUUGGACAGUCAGUAUCUCGUAUAAAUUCUCCCUUUGCGUCAACAGCAAGCACUAACCAUACUACGGGCAACUAUCAAGACGCGAGAAACGACUCAUUGACUGGUAAUGACGACGAUGCCGGUGAAAAUUUGGUCAUGAGCUCGGUCGUCACGGAUAUUUUGCAAGAUGACAAUGAACCCGCCACCACGGGAUUCACCGAACCUGCUAUCGUAACCGCUCUUUCUUCACCACCAAAGAAAACCAAGGAAUCAAAACCAAAAGAAAAAGCUGUAACAAAGCCGAAAGAAGAAGAAGAGAUUUCUGCUCCGCCUAUCAGAACUGUUGAUUUGAAGCCAGCAAAACCACAAGCUUUAGCGCCUUGGGCAGCCAAAACAAGAACCGAAGAUAUCAAGAAGCCAAGCUUGUCAUUGAAAGAGAUCCAAAAGGUUGAGUCUGAGAAAUCUGAACAGCAGAAGAGGUUGCAGAGCAAGUUAAAAGCUGAACAAGCUCAAAAGGCAUGGGCAGUUAAUGCAGCAACUGAAAAAGCAGAAGCUAUUGAACAAGAAAAGAAAAAAACCCAACUACCAGCUACUUGGAAUAUUACCUCUGACUCGACCCCUGUUGUGAAGACAUUGGCAGAGAUUCAAAAGGAGGAAGCUGAACUUGCCAAAGCUAAGGCUAAAGCCGCCGCCGCCGCCGCUGCUGCUACUGCCCAAUCACAAGCUGCUCAUGCGCCUACAAGUGCUUCUGUAGCCGCUGGUUUUGCACCCAAUAUGUCGUUUGCCAGUGCUUUAGCUAAUUCAGUACCAAAGGACGAUACCACAGCAUGGACUACCGUUACUUCUUCAAAGAAACCUCAAGCAAAAAAGACAACAGUUUCAAGCAGCUCAACGGGAGUUCCAGCAUCCAAAAUUACUCCACAAUUGUUACGUAGUGUGUCUGCUGCAAAGACAGCCACUUCGUCGGUUAAUUUGCAAGCUGUCAGAGAAGAAUUCUUGGUGUGGGCUAGAUCGCAAAUGACCAAUCUUUAUCCAUCCGUUUCAAAAAACGAUUUGUUGGAAAUGUUCAUUACCAUGCCUUGCAACUCUCCUGAUACUCAACAAUUGAUUUCGGAAACUAUUUAUGCAUCAAGUACCACAAUGGAUGGAAGAAGAUUUGCUCAAGAGUUUAUCAAGAGAAAAAACAAAGUGGAUCACACUUUGGGAGGAGAAGCAGCCAAGGAUUUCACCAGCUGGUCAGCGGCCAUCAUCUCUAGUGCAGACAAGGUUCAAGUUGUUGAUGAAGAUGGAUGGAGCACUAGCGUGAAACCAAAGAAGAAGAAUAGUUCAAAAAAGUAA